AACGUCUUGCAAAGUCUAAAUAUUUUUUGACUCAAUUGACGACGGAAUCAAUUUAGAAUUCUGUGUCGAUUAAUCUGUAUGAAUUUUAAUACUGUGUAAGACUGGAAAAUAUGAUAGCUGCUCGAAAUCCUCGGAGUUUGCUUUAUACAAGCCAAUCUACUCUUGCAAGAAGCUUUCACGAAUUGUUCUGGAGAUGGAGUUCAUUGGAAAAGACUUCUAAGAAAUGUAUAGUAUCCUUUUCAUUCAAGUUCAAAUUCUUGUAUAUUUAUCUUACUGACAAUAUUUCCUGGAUCCCUAAGACCAUACUCGUUCUUUUCGACAAAAUGCAUUUUCAAAAUGCAUUCAUCAGCAUUCAAGAAAAAACAGCAGCUUGUCUGAUCCAUCUCCUUCACUACCCACCGGCGCAAUCGAACCAACAAACAUCCCCAAAGAUACCCCAGCAGAUAGUCAGCCUAGACCACCCGAACUGGAAAACCUCGCACUUGAGCUCCGCCAAGUAAUGCGCCAUGUCGUACACUCCGUUGUAGUCCUCACUACUCCACACCGAACUACUGCCUCCGGAGGAUCAAUACAAGCAGCAGCUAUGACAUUAUCUUCUUUUACAACCCUCACACUCUCACCAGAACCCAUUGUUACAUUCAACAUCAAGCGUCCUUCCCGAACACUUGAUGCGCUAAAAGCAAUAGUACAUCCAGAUACACUUCCAACAAAACACCCAAAAGAUAAUUAUUUUCAUAUCCACAUUUUAGAAUGCAGCACUCCUGCCGCCCAAAUCGCCACCCAUUUCUCCCGUGGUGGUCCUAUUUCCUCCGAGGAUCUCGCAUUGAUAUAUCCUAAAACUAGAACCGCCGACCAUACCUCAAGAGGAAUCAAAAGAACACUCGAAUGUGAGAUUUUGCAAGAUGGGAAUGGUGGGUUUAUUGAUGUGGGUGAUCAUACCUUGGUUUUUGGGAAGGUGAUCAACAUUGGUCGGGACCAAGCGAACCCUCAUAGGAAGAAACACCCGUGGGGAGGUUUGUGUUAUAUGCACGGGGAUUAUCGUAUAGCAGCUCCAAUGAUGUCUCUUAGAGCGAAAAAAGAUGCAAUUGUGCAAGAAGAUAAAGUUGGAGAUAAGAAGGCAUUGAGUGUAGAGAAGGAUGGAGAGCUUGCCGAGGAUUCAAUUUUGAUUAGUGAAGAAAAGAAUCCGGAAUCAUGAGCUCUGGUUCAUGGUAUGUAUAAAGAAUCUUCGUGUUCCCAUCUUUGCAUUCUUGGUUUUACAAUUUAUUGUAUUGUAUUGUAUUGUGUU
This is a messenger RNA of Sclerotinia trifoliorum, 1285 nucleotides long. NCBI's taxonomy places the organism in Eukaryota, Fungi, Ascomycota, Leotiomycetes, Helotiales, Sclerotiniaceae. The record is from the annotation of a GenBank genome assembly.